UCCUAGACCCCCAAAUCUUGGCCUUCUCCGGCGGAGACGCUAAGCCAUGGCGGAGAAUUCCUUCCUCGACCCGUCCCCCUUCGACUCCAAUCCAUCGAUGGAUGCCUCCUAUCCUCCCUUCUUCGAUUCGGACCUCACCCUUGACGAUCUUCCCCUCCCCGCCGAUUUCGGCGAGGAUUUCUCCUUUCACGACUUCGACAUCAGCCCCGAUUUCCCCAUCGAGGAUUUGCUCCGGUCGCCGGAGGAGCAGCCAUUCCCUCCCUCCGGCAAUGGAUCCCAGUCGCCUAAUUCAAACGACGGAUCCGGCGUAUCCUCCUCCUGCCCGACCUCCGGCCAUCAAAGCUCCGAUCUUUCCCGGAAUAAUGGCCCCUCCUCCCCUGACUCCGGCCACUCCGCCGCCUGUUCACCCAAUUCCGGCAACUCCUCCGGCGUCACCAGCCAGGAGCUGAAGCUGGAGGAUGAGAACAGCAGGUGGAACCUCAAGAGGAAGCAGGACGGAGAGGAUGGAUGCCCUAACCCUAUUGCUAACCCAAACCUUAGGAACAGCAAGUAUCAGCGAUCGGAGCAGGGGAACUGCGCGAGUGCUUUUAAUGCGGGGUGCGAGGAGGAGGAGAAGAGGAAGGCGAGGCUGAUGAGGAACAGGGAGAGCGCCCAGCUCUCGAGGCAGCGGAAGAAGCAUUACGUCGAGGAGCUGGAGGAGAAGGUGAAGUUGAUGCACUCCACGAUCAAUGAACUGAACACCAAGAUCUCGUACAUCAUGGCAGAGAAUGCGAACCUACGGCAGCAAUUGGGCGGAAGCAGCGCGAACUGCCCUCCGCCGGGUGUUUAUCCUCCGCCACCGAUGGCGCCCAUGCACUUCCCGUGGAUCCCGGGAUAUGCCGUGAGGCCCCAAGGGUCUCAGGUUCCUUUGGUUCCUAUACCUAAAUUGAAGCCUCAGCAGCCUGCCUCAGCUUCCAGGGCCAAGAAGUCUGAGAGCAAGAAGAACGAGAGCAAGGUCAAGAAAGUUGCAAGUGUGAGCCUAUUGGGGCUUUUGUUUAUUUUGCUGUUUUUCAGAAGUAUAGUUCCAGGAGUGACUCCUAGGUAUGGAGGAGAUAGAGAUGAAGUAUUUGGUGAGUUAGGUGUCGCCAAAGAUGGGAUUUUUGGUCGGUCUAAAGGAAGCAUUUUGAGUGUCAAUGGUCGUGGUAGUGGUGUGAAUAGUACUGAUGAAAUUGGAUUAUGCAAUGGAAAGAUGGAUCUUGGCGAAGGAGGUGUUGAUUGGGUCACUCGUAGGAGAUGUGAGACUGGAGUGGAUGGAUCUGUGUUCAAAGUCAAACAGAACUUGAGCGAGACUCUGCCUGCUUUGCUAUAUGUUCCAAGAAAUGGAAAACAUGUGAAGAUUAAUGGAAAUUUGAUAAUCAAUUCGGUUCUUGCUAGCGAGAAGGCCAUGGCACAAACAAAGUCUAGAGAUCAGGUGAGGCAAUCGUCAAGUAAAGAAGGUGAAGAGACGGGUCUAGCUAUUCCUGAUAAUGUGGCCUUGGCUUUGGCCCUUUCUAGAAGUGGAAGAGAGGUGGAUCAACAUUCUAACUCGUAUAGGAGCGCAGGUGAACAUCAGAGAGCACUUGCUUCUGAUUCUGAAGACGUAUAUGGGGACAAUUCAAAGAGAAUACCAGCUGAUGGACCACUGCAUCAAUGGUUCCGUGAAGGAAUGACAGGUCCAGGAUUAAGUUCCGGCAUGUGCACUGAAGUAUUCCAGUUUGAUGUCUCACCAGCCUCUGCUCCAGGUGGUAUCAUUCCUGCCCCUAAAAUUGUUAAUACUCCAGAUGCUAAUGCUACUGAGAAGCUACACCCAUCUGCUCAUCCAAGGAAGAUGAAGAAUAGGAGGAUAAUGUAUCCUGAGCCAAUUCCACUCCCUGGAACAACUCUUAAUGAUACAGAACACUUUGCAGAGCCUUCUAAAAGCAGGAAAUUACAUGAUAACAAAUCUGUUUCCUCGGUGGUCGUCUCUGUGCUGGCUGAUCCUAGGGAGGCUGGUGAUGGGGAGGGUGAUGCCAGGAUCUCGCCGAAGUCUCUCUCUCGAAUCUUUGUUGUUGUGCUUCUUGAUAGUGUCAAGUAUGUUACUUACUCCUGUGGUCUCCCAUUCAAAAGUAGUGGCCCCCAUCUUGUAGACUAGCUGUUAGGGACAAGUUAUAACUGGAUUAUAUGAAACUCAUUGUGAGAAUCUGAAUAUGGUCAGUUUAGUAUGGUUGACGUCAUUUGACUGACAACUUCUGAAACAAAUAGAGCAAAUCUGAAAAAUUGGAAGGCAAAAUCAUGACCUUUAACAAAUUCUUUAUCAUUUAUUUCGAAAUAAUUCUUCACUUA
Phoenix dactylifera (date palm) is the source of this 2340-nucleotide messenger RNA. RefSeq names its product bZIP transcription factor 39-like. NCBI's taxonomy places the organism in Eukaryota, Viridiplantae, Streptophyta, Magnoliopsida, Arecales, Arecaceae. Gene Ontology annotation, cellular component: endoplasmic reticulum membrane; nucleus. Gene Ontology annotation, biological process: regulation of DNA-templated transcription. Gene Ontology annotation, molecular function: DNA-binding transcription factor activity. The record is from RefSeq and is a predicted model, not a curated record.